CAGAGGGGAGAGAGGGGUUGCCAGGGCUCUCCAGCCGAAACCUCUGCAGGGGUUGAUUACUCAUGGCCCCCCGUUAAGUGCCACUCCACCCCGCUGGGCACGCAAAGUGUCACUGCGGCUGAAAAACACAACGCUUCAGCGUGCUAAUGGGUGAUGCCAUGUCAUUUUCACUAGGAUUUGCAGUGCCAGACAGCAGGGCACUAGACACACAAUAUGUACCCUCAGACUUGCUUGUUCCAGAGUUGCUUGGUGGUUAUCCUUUGCAAUCAGACUUUCCUUCGCCACAUUUUCUCGUAAUUUAACUUACAAAUUACCUUGAGUCUGCUUGAGUGUGCUAAUUGAGUUGCCUUUUAAGGUAGCUGAGGCAUUAUGAUGGUGGGUUUUUUACAGCAGGAGCCACAUAGGGGGUGUAAUUGGCCUUAACCUUUGCAGAAGGGUAAGUGCUUCUGCAGAGAUGCUGCCUUAUCCCGUGCAGGCUGCUUGUGCUCCAGGUCUGAAUGGCCUGCCCACGCACGGACGACACACAGCCUUUCAAGUGUCUACGCUAGUGACUCAGGCACCAUUGAGCCUCCGUGCUUCGAAACAUCCUUGAAAUGAAAAAGCAAGUUUCCUUUAUGUGCGUUGCCUUCAGACAUCAGUUAUCGGUUGCCCGUGACGUAAAAAGUGCAGGUGGGUGCACAACGUGAUCGGAACAAGGUCCAUGUGAUUCGCCAGUCUGGAAGUACAAGUAAAUAUAAUGAUGGGACAAUUGAGCUGACACUUGAGCUGAACAUUUUUAUGUUCCAGCCAGCAUGGCAACAUUUAUUCACUCAUUUCUGUGACCUUGGCUCCUCACGCCUCAUUGAUCAUCUGACAAGGGUCAAAAUGAGGACUCAAAAACUAUGGGAUCCAGUGAAAUAACGGCAUUGACACUCUUUAGAGAGAGCACCACUGUGGUACGUGCUUCACAUGUAAUUCAUUGUGGGGAACUUGCUGGAGGGAAGUUCAGGUUCGAACAUCAGUCACCACAAAUCUGAUCAGAGUGAUAGCUAUGUCAAUAGUCCUCUCAUCACGGUGGUUGCACUGAGAAAGCCACCACCAAUCAAUUCACACUUCCCCGCCUCGAAAAAAAAAUCAAAGUCUGCAUGUAUCUCCCAUGACCCGACCUCACAUAAGCCCAAAGUGCAUGUCCAUCCAGCAGUGAGGAGCACAACUGUGGUGGGACCUUUCCAUAGAGAUGAUCUCCUUCUGGCUGCUUUGGCUAAAGCUUCUGGGAGCUACGACUGAGUUGACAGAGGUGGAUGGAAAAGAACUGAGUGAAGGUAGCAGUCCCUCUCAGAAUCAAGCCGAGUCCCUUUCCAAGGCUGUAACCAUGGAGACCAGUGAACAACUGGAAUCAGGAAAUGUAGCCGACUUUGAACAGGAACCUCAAGAGACUGAGUUACCCGAGAAUGAAAGCUCAAGCAACAAUGAUGAACAAGACUGCUAUGAAGAAUUCUUGGAGACAAUGGGAAGUAAGGUGGUGGUAGAUAUUUUAGCUGACCUGCCUCCUAGCAUGACGUCAGAAUUGGAUGACAUCCCUUGCCCAAAGGAGGCUCUGAUCUUAGAGGCUACACCUGAAGAGCUAAACCACCAUGAGUCUGUCACCUCUUUGUCAAAACCACCAUCAAGCGGAGAGAGUGUGUGUGAAAAUGAGUCUGCCCCCAAAACACAAGAACCACUAGUGGAAGACCAGUCAGAAGAUGCCUUGCCAGAUUUGUUUGACACAGAGGAACCUGAAGACCCAGAAGAUGCCAUGAAGGCCUUAAACCUCAUGCCAACAGAUGAUGCAGUUGACAAUUUUACCUCUGAUGAGGUGGAGGAGUCAAUGCUAGAACAGUUCAUCCGAGAAGAGGCCUUAUCAGAGGUAUCUACAGAGUCCUGUCACGACCCAGAAGAAUUAGAUGAGUGUCUGCAUGUGGAGAUAGCUGUUGCAUCUUCAGAUAGUGAGGGUGACGAUAAGUGGAGGACCAUAUUUUCUUCCUCCAUCAACAAAGAGGAUGAUGACUCGUAUUUAGACAGUCUGCAGUUGAGUGCACAGGAGCUCUUUGUCCAAAAGCCUUCAAUUGACAACGAGGAAGAUGACCCAAAGGAUGUUAACCAGAAAAGUGAGUCUGAGAUUCCACUCGGGGAUGAAAUUCUAGAGCAGCCUGAGACUGACUCAGAUUUUGAGAAGAGGGAGGUGACCUAUACAACUCCAACGCUGUUCCAUGGGUUGUCAAAAAUCUCUGAGGAUGAUGAAGAAACUGGAAAGGGGUCCAACAACAAACACACUUCUCAACAUUCAGAAGGUGACAAGAAGCUGCCCAAAGACUACUGCGUGAUCCAGGAGAUGAAGAGUGAAAAUGUCAGCACGGAGCACGUGGACUUCCGGGUAGCUCGCAAACAAUGGCUGGAAAUGGAGGAACAGACUAAAAUGGCUAAGACUACGGUCCAGUCACCCACCACCCCUAAACCAGGCCUCUGCCAAGGUAGCCACAGCUUCAUGUACACACCAGUUCGCAACAUUGACAGGCCCAGGAGGGAUCCUGAUUUUGAGAAUCUGGCUCUUGGGGGAGACUAUCCACACACUCAGUUCAGCCCCUGUUCUGAGGACUCUGGUCUGGAUGACUUGAGCUACAGAUCUCCUUAUGACGACCCAGAGACCCCUGUUGAGAGAGAGAUCCGCUUAACCAUGGAAAGAGAGGAGAACUUCAGACGCGAAAGAGCCCUGUCCUCAUCCAGCUCAUGCGAGUUUGUGCAAGCUAAAGCCAGACCAGUCGUCAUUCACUCCACCAAACUCUGCCAGGAGGUGGAUGAGAAGAGGAAGAUGUUUGAGCAUCAGGACGAUGGCUGCAACAUUCCAAGAUCACCUAGCAACCCAACACCAUCUUUUAUAAUCACUUCAUCGCCAGUCAAAGGUGCACAGAAACGAGAGUUUGCUGCUAACAAUGUCAUCAUCCUGGAGCCUGAUCCUUAUCCCUGCAGCCCAAAGCGUUAUGGGAAAGACAUGGGGGCUGCCCACCCAGGAAACUGGAACUCCAAUGAGCCCUCCAAUGUGAUCAUCCUAGAGACGUCAAACCUGAUCAUCCGCAGUGCGUCCGAGUUCUGCCUCAACUCAGCUGCUGAGGAGAACCAGGACAGCAUGUUCCUGAACAACCCCUUCUUCAAGCUGCGCUCCAGAAGCACACAGUCCCUCAUCGAUGAGGAGAUUAAGAUGGUCAAGCAGCGUGAGGAGGAACUGAGGAGACAGCGAGCGAGCAUGUACACUAAGGAAAAAUUCAACACAAUUGUGGUCUCCCCAAAUCUUCUAAACAGUGCAUUUGAUACGUCAGAGGAGAUGCCUAUAAAAUGCAAGUCCUCCCCAUCUUCUCCCAUGAAAACAUACAAGAUGGAUCGCUCCAUAGUGUCCUGUGACAACAGGUUUCCAGAAAUGUACUUGGGUGGUCGCCGUAAAAGUGCCAUGGCUCUCCGCUGGGAAGCCGGAGAGUUUGCUAACAACCAAUAAAAGCGGAACGCCUGAUCAACAAAAUGGAUAUCGACUGACAACCCCUUGCUCUGUCUUACGUAACAGACUUUUUUUUUUGCAGUGCUACAUGAGAAAAUUAAUCACAUUUGUUUCAUGUGACAUAACACUGGCUGCUGUCAGCUGCUUAUGUGAAUUUUUCAAUGCUCUGUUUGUGUCCAGCAGAGGCUAAGAGGGAAGUGUAUGUAUGUACGCCAAGAUGCCUGAAUGUUAUCUGAAUGUAAUGUUUUAGUCAACAACUGCUUAUACACUAUUUUCAAAUUCAGAAAAGCAGACUGCUUAUUUUUAUUGUACUGUCUUAGUAGAAAAAAGAGCUAUAUGUACUGUAUUUUCCUACUGUAUUUUCAUCAGAGACCAGAUUUGUAAUUUUCCAAGCACAAAGAUAUGAAGCCAAUGCAGUAUUAUUAGCAACAUAAUUGGGAAUCUUAUGCACACAAUCUUACAUGAAUCUCCUAUUGAGUGUUACUCAUGUGUUUUUAACAAGGGGCAAUGACUUUGACUUGAGUGUUUAUUUCAAGCAUAAAA
Alosa alosa (allis shad) is the source of this 4048-nucleotide messenger RNA. It is a transcript of the gene palmdb, whose product is annotated as palmdelphin b. Gene Ontology annotation, biological process: regulation of cell shape. The transcript has 4 exons. The record is from RefSeq and is a predicted model, not a curated record. Lineage: Eukaryota; Metazoa; Chordata; Actinopteri; Clupeiformes; Clupeidae. Gene Ontology annotation, cellular component: cytoplasm; membrane. The coding region runs from base 1217 to 3505 and encodes 762 amino acids.